This is a messenger RNA of Sceloporus undulatus (fence lizard), 2476 nucleotides long. RefSeq names its product ATPase Na+/K+ transporting family member beta 4 (gene ATP1B4). The record is from RefSeq and is a predicted model, not a curated record. Gene Ontology annotation, biological process: sodium ion transport; regulation of DNA-templated transcription; potassium ion transport. NCBI's taxonomy places the organism in Eukaryota, Metazoa, Chordata, Lepidosauria, Squamata, Phrynosomatidae. Gene Ontology annotation, cellular component: sodium:potassium-exchanging ATPase complex; nuclear inner membrane. The transcript has 9 exons. The coding region runs from base 469 to 1446 and encodes 325 amino acids.
GGCCGAGGGAGCCAAAGGCGUCAUGCAGCAGCUGAAAAGGCCAAUGCGAUUCUAGACACAGUUAUAAGGAAGUGUAGCGCCACUCUUCCUCUGCUUUGGUCACUGACUCAGGCCUCGCCUGGGACAUGACUGGGCCCAGUUUGGGGCACCACAGUCCCUACAAAAGGGGAUGUCCAGAGAAUGGGGACCAAAAUGGUGAAGGGUCUGGAAGCCAUGUCCUAUGAGGAAAGGCUUAGGGAGCUGGAGAAGAGAAGGUUAAGAGGGGACAUGAGAGCCCUGUUUAACUGUUUGGAGGGAUGUCACACUGAGGAGGGAGCAAGCUUGUUUUCUGCUGCUCCAGAGACUGUGAGGAAUGGGUUCAGGUUAUAGGGAAAGGGAUUCUUUUCAUUCAUGGGAUUUCCCAUCUUUUUCAAUUGAGAGACAUAAAGCUAAUGUGAAAGGAGGACAUCUCCUCUUGAGAGUUCAUCCAUGGAAGUGAAUGCCAGAUUGGGAGGUGCCAAGGACCAGAGUGGGAGCUAUCACCAAAAGUCGGAAAAUAAAGAUGAAGAGAGAAAUCAGCAGCUCACAGAAGAGGAGGAGGAGGGGGAGAAGAAAAGCGGAGCGAUGGGCAAGAAAACCUGGGGUGAAAGGGCCAAGAAGAUAAAGACCUUCUUAUGGAAUCCAGCAACAAGACAAUGCAUGGGCAGGACAGCUCAAAGUUGGGGCUUGAUCCUUCUCUUUUAUCUCGUUUUGUACACUUUCUUGGCUGGAAUGUUUUCAUUUUGCUUGUACGUCAUGUUGCUCACUGUGAGCCCUUAUACACCAAAGUACAGAGACAGAGUUGCUCCGCCAGGAGUUAUGAUUAGACCAUAUGUGAAUAAUGCAUUCAACAUUGUCUUCAACAUGUCCCAACCCAGUUCGUGGCAAAGUUAUGCUGACAACUUGGAACUGUACUUAAAAGAUUAUGACGACCUUGUUCAAGAAUCCUUAAAUAUUGUGUGCACUCCAGGCCAGUAUUUCAUUCAAGGCGACGAAAGCAGCACAAAAAAAGCUUGCCAGUUCAAGCGAUCCACGUUAAUGGAUUGUUCUGGAAUAAAUGAUAAUACUUUCGGCUACUCUGAAGGAAAGCCUUGUAUCUUGCUGAAGAUGAACCGCAUUGUAGGUUACCAGCCUGGCUAUGGGACUCCAGUGACUGUGAGCUGCAAAGUGCAGAAAGGUGAUGAAAAUGCUCUUGGCAGAGUGAAAUUCUACCCAAGUGAUACAUUUGAUCCCAUGUACUUCCCUUACUAUGGUAAACUCACACACGGCACCUAUGCACAGCCAGUGGUGGCCAUACAUUUUACAAGUGUGACAAAGAACACUGCCUUGAUCGUUCAGUGUCAACUGAAUGGGAAGGGCAUCAUCAACGACUAUAAUAAUGACCGGUUCCUGGGGCGCAUCCUUUUCACAUUGCACAUUGGAGACUAGAUCUGAGAGGCAUCUGUCUGCACUGUUUCUAUCUAAGGCAAUCUAAUAUCUUCCCACCAUGGUGAGGGAAAAGGUUGGGCCUGUUUUGGGGGACUAUUUUGGUUUUCUUCACAAACAAAAAGCAAAGAAAGGAUGGCUCAUGUGAUAUACUGUAGAAUUAAUGUAAUUGAAAUUGUUCGUUCUGCAAGCAAAUACCUGACUCGCGUAAGAGAACAUUUUAAAAAACGUUUUAAACACACAAGAUAGUUCAACUAACAAACUGGUGACUUUGCCAUUAUAUUCAGGUAAAAAAGGAAAUAUUUUUUCAUGCCUUUUGCCCCUUCCCAUCCUCCUGCUCCCAGAGUUGAACUCGCUGUCUAUACUGAAGUGAACCAACCCAACAUGGACACUCUAAGGCCUGACCAAGCAGGGCAGUAAACUCCUUCUGGAUUCUUAUUUUAAAGAGACUAUUAUUAACUGGACAACCAUCGCUGUAACAAUUUUUUCAAAUUGAUAUCUGCCUUCUUCAAAGCCCCCAUGUGAACAGCUAGCUGGCAUAAACUUAUGAAUCAAUGAUACUGAUCUGGUCAUUGAUACAUCUACUGAAACUGACAAGUUUGGAUUUAGAAAAGCAUGAAUACUGUAUAUGCUGGUUCACUGUUCAAAGGAAUAGUAUUGAUCUCUGAACAGACUCAGCUCCUCGUACUCACAAGACUAAUUUCUACUUCUGUUCCUAAGGAGAGAAAGUUCUCCAUAGGUUUGCCACCUGUGUGCCAAGUCAGGGCCCAAAAGAGGGAUAUUCUCAAGGGUUGUCCCUUGAUUCUCCGAUUCCUUUUCUCUGGCAGUUCACCUGUGCCUGAGUCAAGCUGCUUUCUGGAAGUGUUGUAAUCCACUAAUGCCCACAGAGGCUGUGCCCAUCCAAGGACAGGGCAAGACAGGGGUUUAAUCAAUGUAACUGGAAGCUAUCUUAACAUAUUUUCGUUUGAUCCUGAGUUCUUUGGACAGGGUGGAUUUUAAUUCAAAACGAAUGAGUAAAAACCUUCAUAAUGUG